UGUUCCUUGAGGCCUUGCUGGAUAGUUAAUGGCCUCCACUCUUCACAGCUCUCAUCCAGCAGUUACAGCUGAUAAAAACACCCUGAAGUAACUUCAACCCUCCGGUUCCCUCUCAGGACACUGAAACCAACAGUUCAGGACAGCUCCAAGACACCAGGAUGGACUCUCCAGAUUAUGGAGUUGCAGCAAUGAGGAGAGGAAGCUAUGAUGACGCUGCAGCUUCUCUACAUCCCCACCUCAGACACCUGGCUCAGAGACGACGCUCGGCCCCGUCGCUGGUCUUUGGGAAGGCGUUGGGGAUGCCGUGGACUCCUAUCAGGGAGGAGGCUUCCUGCUGGGUCUCCGUGGAGCAGAGCCCGUUCGUCCUCGGCCUCGCCAGCGAGAACGGAGAGCUGCUGCUGGACGAGUGCGUUCAAGUCACCGAGGGCUCGAAGACCAAGGAGAGACACCUGUUCCUCUUCAGCGACGUCAUCGUCUUCGCUAAACUCAAGUCGACCACCAGCUACCGUCUGAAGCACAGGGUGAGCCUCGAGGACGCCUGGCUGUACGGAUUCGAAGAUGAACAGGAGGAAGAAGAGGGAACGACGGGAGACAUCGACCUCAGAGUGACCCUCGUCUUGGCCUGGGAUCUCACUUUUUGUAUGGUGUGUUUUCGCUCGCCUGAGGUGAAAGAACGCUGGUUAGAUACUCUUCACAGAAAAAUUAAAGACGCAAAAGCGAGAGCUGGUUGUGCUUCUUCCCCUCCAGACGUCCUCAUGAAGGUUUUGAGUGGCAGCGUCACGACUAAAACUCUAACAGGAGGUGGCAUGGAACAACUCAUUGAGUUUCCACUUGAUGGAGACGCAAAGAUCGCCCCCGUGUCAAAGCAGUUGAAUAACCAGGAGGACAAGCCGACACACGCCAAUGAUACCAAGUGGAACCUGGUGCGGAAGAUCAGAAAGGGCUCGAGUUUCAAAGCGUUCAACAAAGAGAAGCGAUCAGAUAGCAACACCAAGACGCAGCUGUUUGGACAGCCCCUCUGCAAGAUAUGUCUCGACGAGAGCUCACUUCCCAAACCAGUCACAGAGGUGCUGGGGUUGCUGAAGCAGCGAGGGCCGUCCACGGAGGGCGUGUUUCGUAAACCGUGCAACAACAAGGUCAUGAAGGAAAUCAAAGAUCAGCUCAACAGCGGCCUGGAGGUGGACUUGGAGAGGCAGCCGGUCGUCCUGCUCGUCGGGCUGCUCAAAAGUUUUCUGAAGGAACUUCCUGGCAGCCUGCUGGUGUCUGAACUUUACGACAAGUGGAUGACGGCUCUGGACAAUGAAGACGACCAGCAGAGAGCUGUGGAAGUCACAAGGGUGAUAGACGACCUUCCAGGGCACAACAAGCUCCUCCUGCAGCACCUCGUCUGCGUCCUCCAUCACAUCGUGCAGAACGCCGUCACCAACAUGAUGGGCGCCCACAACCUGGCGGUGUGCAUCGCCCCCACGCUGCUGCAGCUGGACGGCACCCCGCUGGAUGAGCAGAAGGAAAAGACGAUGAAGGUCACAGAGCUAACUCAGUUCCUGAUUGAGCAUUAUACGAUACUUGGAGAGAAUAUCCCGAAUCUGCUGGAUGCUGAUGAAGACUCACUGUCCUCUCAGCAUCAUGACUCUGCGUACGACAGCACCGACCCAGAUGGAGACGGAGAGGCGGGAGAGAGUACCGGCUCCACACACGAAGAGAAUGGCUCGUCCUCCUCUCUCAGUCCCAGCUUGACCGCGUCCUCCUGCUCCUCCUCUUGGCCAGCUGAAGCCAUCUUCAGCACAAAGCCGGAGUUCAACCGCCGCUGCUCCGAGCCCAUCAUCUUCCUCUCGACUGACCUGCAGAGCCUGAGCUGCCACUCCAGGAGCCACGACGACUGCUCGCUGGAGAGGAGGGACUUCGAGGAGCAGCCUCUGAAAAAGCAGAUCUCUGACGACUCCUUCUUGCUCAGAGGACGAGGCGGAGCGAGACCGCUGUCGUCUUUUUCAAAAUUGAGCAGCAGCUCCAACAUGGAUCCGCUGCCCUACAUGGCAAACAACUGCUCGUGCUCUUCCCUCGAAAGCGCCGCCUCUAAUCAGUCUGAGGGCUCUGUUUUCACCAGCUCCCCUGUGGGGUCGCCAGCCUGCCCCAGGAGAGCAAACGCCACCAACCAGCCUCCAAAGGCUCAGCAGGACGUUGCCAGGCCGAUUCCAGAGGAGAAGAGACGUUCACAGUCAAUGAGAGUUACCAGCAAAGUCCUAAUGAGGACCCGGAGCUUAGGAGCCUUCAGCAGGAGCAGCUUGAAGAAAGACUCGCAGAAGGAGAACUCCUUCCCUUGCGAGACUCUCCAGGAGGACUCUCAGAGCGAAGCAGAUCCACCGGCCGAGCUUCUGCACAAACCGCGCCCUCUGUCGGCCAUCUGCAUGCCGCCGUCGUACCAGCAUGCGAUGCAGCUCGCGGGUCCUCCUCCGCUGUACGGAUCGAUGACCGUACACGACGCCAUAGAGCAGCGAAGGUCCCGUCCGUCCUCUGUAAAUUAUGACUUCCCACCGACCUGUUCGGUCAAUCAGUACGCAGACUGUUUCGCUCAAGGAGCACUGGACAACUCCAACGUUAUCGAGCGGCGGCUGCCUUUCCGCCAGAGAGCCAUGUCGGAGUCCGCAGGGCGUCGCGAGGUCGUGUCGCGAAGGUGCAGCCAGCCGGUGUUCGAGGAAUUCUCAUACGCCAAGGAGUCUUAUGUGUGAUUGAACUGUUUCACAGAUCAAAUUUUAGAUAUGAAAAACAUUUAUCUGAGUGCAUCAUCAGUGGGCUAAGUCAAAGAACCAGUUAGAAAAGCUUCUUUUGUUUUCAUUCAUUUAUCCAGAGACACGGCAUUCAGGAUCUUAGGCUGACUUAGAGAAGUGAACAAAGCUGCAUUAUGUUUUCUAUCAAUAGCAAGAGACUUUGGCUUCAUAAUAGCAGCUACUUCCUCCUCUACUUCUUCCCUUUUUCAUUGUUCUGUGGUCGGUUAGACGGACAAACUGCGGCUUUGCCCACUGAGCAGCUCUUGUAUAUGUACAUAAAGUCACUGUUACACUUUGAAUGAAAGUCAGCUAUGUGGUUGCACUUCUCUCAGUAGUACUAUUUAGAGUACAACAUGUAAAAGAUAUGUAGAUAUUAUGAUAGAUAUCUGUCACAAUGAAGCUAUGAAAACACAAAAUAUGCUAUGAGUUUUUAAUGUUUGUUGAGAUAUGUGAUCUGUACAGUAGCUAUAGCUCGUUGCACAGUUUUUUUUUUUGUUGCUUUUUGUAAAUCCUCUUCACCUUGCAUGGUCUUCUUCUUCCACUACACUAAAGCACUUUUCUCGUGAUAGACUAUGCUUUUAUUUGUAUGCUGAAAUGUAAAUAGAUAGAUAUAGAUGUGUGACCUUUGUCAAGGGUGUCUUCCAGAGUGCACCAUGAAUGGUUUUAGGUAAAAUGGAAGACAAAUAAUGCAAUAAAAAAGUGAAAAAGUUUA
Molecule: messenger RNA, 3477 nt
Organism: Sebastes umbrosus (honeycomb rockfish)
Lineage: Eukaryota; Metazoa; Chordata; Actinopteri; Perciformes; Sebastidae
Gene: tagapb
Product: T cell activation RhoGTPase activating protein b
Exons: 15
Coding region: 159-2726 (855 amino acids)
Biological process (GO): regulation of Rho protein signal transduction; signal transduction
Molecular function (GO): GTPase activator activity
Source: RefSeq, a predicted model, not a curated record